Arabidopsis arenosa is the source of this 1135-nucleotide messenger RNA. Lineage: Eukaryota; Viridiplantae; Streptophyta; Magnoliopsida; Brassicales; Brassicaceae. The record is from the annotation of a GenBank genome assembly.
UUCUUCUCACAUAGGCCAAAGAAAUUAAAAAGAACCCUACUACGGUAAAUUAGGCGACCAUCAUCCUCAUAAUGGGUCUACCGUCACUUGAAGACACCAUAAAAGAGAAGCUAAAGGACCGCAAAAACGCUCACUUCAUGUUGGUUGAUGGAAUGUCUAAGCUACUGACGGAAAAAGUUAACAAUUGUCAGUCAGUGGAUUUCCAAGUUUCUGGUAUUAAAUGGAGGUUGGUUAUACGCUUAUCUAGGGGAAGAAAAGACCAUCUAUCCUUUGUUCUGGAGAUCACAGAUGAAAAGUGUACCGGGUCUAAUUGGGAAGUCAAAUUCAACUUCAAAAUCGGCAUAGUCCCUCAGACUGGACCUGAUUAUUGCUUCGUUUUGGUGGGGCAUCAAAACGAAAAACAACGUAGUCAAGGGCUAGCCAACUUCAUAUCACACACUGAUUUGAAGGAGAGGUUUCUUGUGAACGACAAAGCGGGUUUCUAUGCCGAGAUAAGCGAUGUCCAACCAAACUUCCCCGUUACUCGUAUCCCUCGAACCAUGGGGACAGCAGAACGCUUUAAACUGAUAGAGUUUUCUCCGAGGAACUCCAGAUUCACCUGGAAGAUCACGCAGUUUUCCUCCUUUGAUGGUGAAGAGCAUUCUUCUUACGAGUUCACGGUUGGACCACGGAGAUGGAGACUAGUAAUGUACCCAAAAGGUUUUGGAGAUGGGAAAGGAAAUUCGUUGUCUUUGUAUUUGUUUGCAUCCGAUUACGUCACCAAUGGUCCUAAGGGUGGAACAUUGGCCAUCUACAAAUUGAGAGUGUUGGACCAACUCCAUCGCAAUCACUGUGAAACUGAUUGCAGAUAUUGGUUUCCUUAUAAUCCGGUUGAUCCAAUGGAUUCCUUAUGGGGACGUCACAAGUUUUUGCCGCUGGAGGAACUCCACAAUGCUUCGAAAGGAUUUCUAGUGAAUGAUCAGAUAUAUAUCGGUGUUGAUAUCUCAAUUGUAUCCACUACUGAGUAUCUCUGAUGCGCGCGCGUUAACAUAUUCGAUCAAGACCACAAGGAUGAAUAGCUCCUGGUGAACCUAUCUACCUAUAUUCUACCAUAUUGUGAUGUGUGUUUAGAUAUCAAUGAAUGAUACAAACAUGC